This is a messenger RNA of Gigantopelta aegis, 570 nucleotides long. Its product is annotated as epidermal growth factor-like protein 7. The coding region runs from base 37 to 378 and encodes 113 amino acids. The transcript has 5 exons. Lineage: Eukaryota; Metazoa; Mollusca; Gastropoda; Neomphalida; Peltospiridae. The record is from RefSeq and is a predicted model, not a curated record.
AACCCAGAGUGAUUUGACUGUUUACACCAGACCAAGAUGGGCACGAACGUUGUGACGCUUCUUUUUCUGGCUACGUUUGUCACCGUGUGCUAUGGAUGGUCGGGGCAUGUGUGUUAUCGGAGAGAAAGUGAUUUUGUCACAGUAAGAGUAUGUGCAUACAAGACGUGGUUUGGUUGUACUAAUUGGACCUAUAGAAGAGUAGAACGAUAUAGAUACGUCCCGUACUGCUGUAGUGGUUGGAAAGGGACCCCAGGAAAUCCAACAAACUGCGUUGUAGCCAUCUGUCGUCCAAACUGCAGAAACGGAGGAGUCUGUGAUAGGCCUGGUCACUGUAAAUGUCCCUCUGGUCGUGACGGAUACAGAUGUGAUGGACAAUGAGACAAAAGAAACUUCAAAAUGACUCUGGACCUGGAUAUCUAGCCAGAGUCCAAGUUAGAUAAAAAGGGGCGUGGUGAAAUGCAUGGAUCCCCUGGCACUUAUAUACAACGAUAUGAACUUUGAAAAACCGCAGUGUCUUGUGUAUUUUUGUUAGUUUGUAGAUUACGAAAUGAAAUCUCACUUAUAUUCUCA